AACAAGCAGUAAGGAGAUUCUGGCAGCAGCGGGAGCUGAGAAUCAGAUUCACCACGAGGAGUGUUGUCACUAUGAGAGACUGUUGGAAGGAUCGCCACGUUAUUCACUCUGUCGGUCUGUCUCUCUGCCAGUCUGAGUGUGUCUCUGCCAGUCUGUGUGUGUGUCUCUGCCAGUCUCUGUGUGUUGAUCCGUAAAGAACAUUGUGGAGUGUGGACCAUGAAGCCGAAUUGUAUUUUACAUCCAGAUCAGCAGAAACAGACAGAAGAGGAACUUGGGACGGGAGGAGCGUGAUAGCUGGUGAUCUCUGAUGAAAACGAGCAGCAAUAGCAGGACCCAACCAACCACUCUCACUGAGGAAACGAUUAACCUGUCGUGGUAUAUUGACCGAAACGGACAUCUGAAGAAUAUUCAAAUGGAACUCCCUUAAUAAAGGGAGGUGUUCAGGACCAGAUAGAAACUGGCCAGUACCGAAACAUCUUUCCUUCAGCACCAAAACAGAAUCUGUUACUGGAGUAACUGGUCAGUACUGAAACAGAAUCUGUUACUGGAGUAACUGGUCAGUACUGAAACAGAAUCUGUUACUGGAGUAAACAUCUUACAGAGGAACCUUCAUCACCAAAAACAUCAUUUCUCACUGAAGAAAGUGUUCAGUACCAAAACAACUCCCUGAGGAAACUGUUACGAACCAAUAUAUCUCUUACAGAAGACAGUUCAGUCCCAGCGAGCUGAGGGGAGUCAGGAUGUUUGGUCCCCGGACGACAUUAAACCCAGGUUGGAUUUGGCUUCGCGUCUCAUUGUGGAGUGGAGGAGAGGAGUGGAGAGAAGAGGUUUCUAUUUGUGCUGAUGGUGUGUGAUCGAAAGAGACAGGACGACAUCGUGAGAUGGCUGAUAAUUCAUCAACGCCAGCAUUUAUAGAAAUACAGAAAUAUGUCAAAUAAUAACAAUGUCUCAUCAAUGUAAUCAAUCAUCAAUGAACAGACAGUGGACUUAAGAUAAACGUGUGGAUUCAGGAGAAUGAAAGUCACUAGUUUGGAUGUCAUAUUCAGGGGAGCACAAGUUGUACAGAGAGGAUAAGGGAGGACAAGUCUCAGACCCUGGCAAGAACAUAGACACUCUUCCUGUAUUGAUUGAGUGAUUUGCGCAACAUGCAAGCGCAACAGGUUAGCUUUGGGCAUGCUAGCGAUUGGUUAGGGUAAGGUUAGCUUUGGGCAUGCUAGCGAUUGGUUAGCUUUGGGCAUGCUAGCGAUUGGUUAGGGUAAGGUUAGCUUUGGGCAUGCUAGCAAAGUGGUCAAGGUUCAAGAUAAGGUUUGUAAACAAAAACACGCCAAAACAACACACCUGGAUUCAAACCGCAUUACAAAGUCCUGGAUUCAAAGUCCUGCACACUACGACCUCUGCCACCCUGUUUCCACUAACAGGCUGGAACAAUCAGAAUGGAAUGGGAUCUUUGAAUGCCCAGACACUGAUUGAGAUGGUCCAUGCACUGGAUAUUCCAACUCAACUGUAAACUAACAUAACCAGCGAAGCAGACUUCAAGUGGACACUAUGAUGUUGUGUGUAACUGGUUUGAGGAGUGUGAGGUGGACGGCUCGGCCUGGUCAGAGGAGUGUGUGCACGUGUGUGACGCAGGUGGUUCUGAUGUGUCUGACUGUCCUGUCUUCCUGUCUGUCCGUCUGGGCUGAAGACCAGAUCAUCUUCGACCACCAUGCUGUCUACUGGAACAGCACAAACCCCAGGUUCCACCAUGACUACAGGGUUGCGGUCAAUAUAAAUGACUACCUCGACAUCUACUGUCCAUUCUACACCAACGGCCCUCCGGCUCACGGUCGAAUGGAACGCUAUAUCCUGUUCAUGGUCAACCAUGAGGGGUACACUUCCUGUCAACACAGGAUGAGGGGGUUCAAACGCUGGGAGUGCAACCGUCCUACUGGUCCUGACGGUCCCCUGCGCUUCUCAGAAAAGUUCCAGCUGUUUACGCCUUUCUCCCUGGGCUUCGAGUUCAGGCCAGGACAUGAAUACUACUAUAUCUCGUCUCCUCAUCCCAACCAUGUAGGGAGGCCGUGUCUGAGGCUGAAGGUGUAUGUCAGACCCCCAGGCAGUUCAGGGUUUGACUCUCCAGAGCCCUUUCUGACUGAUGGAGCUGCAGACUGGAGCCCAGAGUCCCUGCUAGCCCCAGCCCUAAUACCCAGCCUGGCCUCACUGCUACUGGGCUUCCUCUCAUCGCUGUGACCCCCCCUCCACUGGAGCAACACCUAGACCAGUCUUUGCUGGAAGACUGCCUGUAGGACUGGCUGGCUGUCCCUCAAACACCCACAUGCUCAGGGAGAAACUCUCUUUCAGUCCUGGAUUAAAAACCACUGUGGGUCCCCAGGACAAGCAUUUACAGCUCCUGGGCUAAUUCAUGGAUGAAGACGUAACCCUAACCUCCCUGGGGUGUCUGAAGGGACAUGGAUGAAGACUUACCCCUAACCCCCCUGGGGUGUCUGAAGGGACAUGGAUGAAGACUUAACCCUAACCCCCCUGGGGUGUCUGAAGGGACAUGGAUGAAGACUUAACCCUAACCCCCCUGAGGUGUCUGAAGGGACAUGGAUGAAGACUUAACCCUAACCCCCCUGGGGUGUCUGAAGGGACAUGGAUGAAGACUUAACCCUAACCCCCCUGGGGUGUCUGAAGGGACAUGGAUGAAGACUUAACCCUAACCUCCCUGGGGUGUCUUAAGGGACAUGGAUGGGGGGUGGUGGUAGUUGGCUGGACACACACAUGCAUGACCACUGUGAAUCUGGACUGAACUGACGGUUUCUGUUAUGUUUACAUGAUCACAUAUAAUUUAACUGAAGAUGGUUCCACUGAUGUCAUGGUUAUAUUUGAAAUGGACAGUUAAUUAGACUUCCAAAGUGCAGAUUCUGAUCUGACACUCAGAAGCCUUCUGAUGGACAUAGUUACUGCUGCAACCCCCAGCCCACAGAGGGAAGAGGAGAAGGAGGGGGAGAGGGAAACAGGCAGUGUGAGAGAGAAAUAAACAAAGAAAAGGAGAGAGAAAGAAAGAGAGUCUCGGGACCGAGACUUCUUUAAGAGACUUCUUUAAGAGACUUCUUUAAUGUCGGGAGGAGAACAUAAUGAGAAGGCACUGUGUUCACACAAAAACACUGACACGUUUCUACCCCGUUUCAUCUUAUUUUUGUUCCGUUUAAAAGCACCAUCAAAUAUUAAUGAGAGAGAGAGAGAGAGAGGAGAGAGAGACAGAGAUAGAGAGAGACAGAGAGCGACAGAGAGAGACAGAG
Oncorhynchus tshawytscha (Chinook salmon) is the source of this 3281-nucleotide messenger RNA. RefSeq names its product ephrin-A2-like. The transcript is spliced from 4 exons. Gene Ontology annotation, biological process: axon guidance; ephrin receptor signaling pathway; osteoclast differentiation. The record is from RefSeq and is a predicted model, not a curated record. NCBI's taxonomy places the organism in Eukaryota, Metazoa, Chordata, Actinopteri, Salmoniformes, Salmonidae. The coding region runs from base 1546 to 2229 and encodes 227 amino acids. Gene Ontology annotation, molecular function: ephrin receptor binding. Gene Ontology annotation, cellular component: plasma membrane.